CUACUUUGUAUGCGUGUGUUGAGGAGUCAGCACACAUGAGUGGUGAGCUGUACAGUACACUGCGUUGCAUUGGGAAACCUGAGAAAUUUCUAUCUCAGAGGGGUGGGAACCUUGAAAAGAGAGUGGAGGUUCCCCCUGAGGCGACAGGAAACUGACCACAUGCUGCUACAGUCCACACUGUCACCACAUCUGCCUGUUAUCACUGUCACACUGCCUGGGCCGCCACACUCACCUGUACACCAUUUUUGUGUCACUGCAGACUGCCAUCAUGGUCCGCUUGGUAUUGAUGUUUGUUGUGGUCAUCGCUGAAUACGUUUACGGAGGACCUCCACUACCUCCUCUGCCUAUGAAAGGCGGCUGCCACCUGGUGUCUCCAGAGGUGAAGAUAUUCAGAGUGGAGGGCGAGGCCAUAAUCCUAUCCUUCCCAAUGUUCAUGAGAGUGCUCAAAGUACGUAACAUUGCCCCCCCAACAGCAAAGUACCUCAUCAGCAAGGACAAUGGGACAGAGGGUGUGAUCUAUCAGGGCGAGGGACGUGUCCAGCAGCAUAACAAACAAUUGUGGUUCCUCCCUGCUCAGGCUUCAGACUCAGGGAAAUAUAUCUGCACUUACAGAAAUGAAACUUACUGUGUAUCUGGGAGUAUCAUGCUACGUGUGUACGAGUCCACCUCUGUUGACAUGGAGAAACUGUCCUAUCCAGUCUCAGCCACAGUUGGAGAGAAUCUGACAUUAAAUUGCCCAUGUCUAAGUGACUUCAACAAGACAGAAAGACUCAUAGAGUGGUACAAGGACUCCAGCCCCACUGCCCUUCAGCUAGGCAGACGAGGCUCAUUCCGCCAGGACAUUGGUGACCUAAUAAUCCCUGCAGUGAAACGAUCCCAUGCAGGUGUCUACACCUGCCAGCUUAGAGUGCUCAUCAAUAACCAGCAGUAUAAAGUCAGCAGAGCCAUCCUGCUCCAUGUGCAAGGUUUAGACCCUGCAAUCACUACCACUGUGCCUGACCUCUCCAUGACCUCUAACCCAGGGCUAAUCAGCAGCAGCAGCUACAGCACUGUUCACACUCCAAAAAUUCAACCACCUGUGAUUGUCUCGCCACUGAACGGAACCAUUUUUGAAAGUGUGCAUGGUUCAGGACUGGAGCUGUUUUGCAAGGUGCUCACUGAAUGUCAAAUGGCAGAUUCCACUGUGGUCACAUGGCUGGUCAAUGGCCAAUCAGUGGAGUCAUCAUACCUUGAUGGGCAGGCUCUGCAGGGGGGAAGGAGGGUAACCAGGGUGUCUGAAAGGUGCCAGAUUGAGUUGAGGCUAUUUGUUGUAUCGAUUACGGAAGAAGACGUGAACACGGAGCUGAAGUGUGUCACUCAGAACCAAGGAGGAAGACAGGAAGUUGUCACACAGCUUCGACUAGAGGACACCACAUUUACAUGGCUGGUGGUAGCUGCGGUGGCCAUGUCCUGCUUCCUGACUGUGGUUUGUGUCUUCUUCUAUGUCCUCUUCAAACCUAAAACGAAAAAGAAAAUGGAUUACUUUCUGGCUCGGCAGAACAGCAUCUUCUAACUCUGCUAGUGUACGCACGUCCUCCACAAAGACAUUCUUUGAUGUGUUUGCAGUUUCACCACCACGUUGUGUUUGGUGUUCAACACUCCUUUUAAUGUUUUAAUGGGAUUCAAUGUAUUUAAAUCAGUAGCUGCAUGCAGCUACAGUGACAUGCUGUUACCCACUGUCCUCCAUUUCUUCAUCCUCGACUGAGACUUACACAAGGAUUUUUUGUUGCUUUUGAAUGAUAUUGUAUGUGCCAAUGGGGCAAUUGCAUGCAUCUGGUUUAUGUAUACAGUUGCAGCCAUAGCUUUCAGAUUCAGAAGUUUUCUUUCAUGCAUUUAUCCUUAUUGGUGCAGCAGAACUAUCCUGCUUAAAUGUAAUACAGAAUAACCAAACUGAUGCCACACAUAAGUACAGCAGAUGUUCUAAUAUAUGGUCACAUUCAGUAAAGGCUUCUACAAUGGCAACAUCUGCAUAUACAUGUUUAAAAAAUACAAUUGUAUUUGAAGUCA
This is a messenger RNA of Siniperca chuatsi (mandarin fish), 2046 nucleotides long. Its product is annotated as interleukin-1 receptor type 2. NCBI's taxonomy places the organism in Eukaryota, Metazoa, Chordata, Actinopteri, Centrarchiformes, Sinipercidae. The record is from RefSeq and is a predicted model, not a curated record. Gene Ontology annotation, molecular function: interleukin-1, type II, blocking receptor activity. The coding region runs from base 269 to 1552 and encodes 427 amino acids. The transcript has 10 exons.